AAAAAGAAGAACAUUUCUAAAUAUUUAAAUAAAUACUCAAUAUUAUCCCUAAAAUGAAAUAAAAACUUCACGAGAAAAUAAAGAUUUAUCUCACGAUUUUUUUCUGUAACUCUAAAAUUUCCGGAAACUUCUCUUCUCUUCAGUACCGUUUCAAACCCUAAAUGAAACGUGCCCCCGUCGACGACCUCGGCGCGGUUGCCGCGGCGGCCGCCGCCGUCAAUGGCAGCUUGAAGAAGCCUGUCUUCCUCACCAAAGCUCAACGCGAGCAAUUAGCUCUCCAGCGCCGCCAAGACGAGUUCGAGGACCAAAAACGCCGCCAACACUUGCUUCUCUCCCAAGCUCGCUCAGGUUCUCCUUCUUCCUCCGCCGCCGCCAACAACAAUAACAACAACGACCAUCAUAAACCCUCCGAUUUCGAUCGCCGCGACCGUGACCGUGACCGUGACCGAGAUAGGGAUAGGGAUAGGGAUAGAGAUAGAGAAAGGGAUAGGGAUAGGGAUAGAGACCGGGACCGCGAUCGAGAUAGGGAACGGGAACGGGAGCGGGAACGAGACCGGUCGGACCGGCGUAAUAGAGAGAGGGAUCGGGAAGAUGAGACAAAAGGGAGAGAUCGCGCUCGGAUUGAGAAAUUGGCUGAAAGAGAGCGCGAUAAGGAGCUUGAAGCGAUUAAAGAGCAGUAUCUUGGAUCGAAGAAGCCUAAGAAGAGAGUUAUUAAGCCUAGUGAGAAGUUCAGAUUCUCUUUCGAUUGGGAGAACACUGAAGACACUUCUCGGGACAUGAAUUCUCUCUAUCAGAAUCCUCACGAAGCUCAGCUAUUGUUUGGAAGAGGUUUUAGGGCUGGGAUGGACCGUCGUGAGCAGAAGAAGCUUGCUGCCAAGAAUGAGAAGGAGCUUAGAGAUGAGAUUAGGAAGAAGGAAGGUAUUGAGGAGAGACCAGAGGAGGCUGCUGCUCAGAAGCUUAAGGAAGAAGCUGCUGAUAUGUAUGAUACGUUUGAUAUGAGAGUUGAUCGCCAUUGGAGCGAUAAAAAGCUUGAAGAGAUGACUGAGAGAGAUUGGAGAAUAUUCAGAGAAGAUUUCAAUAUUUCAUACAAGGGUUCGAGGUUACCUCGCCCAAUGAGGAGUUGGCCCGAGAGUAAAUUGAAUCCUGAUCUUCUCAAGGCUGUGGAGAGAGCUGGUUACAAGAAACCGUCGCCAAUUCAAAUGGCGGCGAUCCCACUCGGGCUUCAACAGCGCGAUGUUAUCGGCAUUGCUGAGACUGGUUCUGGUAAGACUGCUGCUUUUGUUCUUCCUAUGUUGACUUACAUUUCGAGAUUACCACCGAUAAGCGAAGAGAAUGAAGCUGAAGGGCCUUAUGCUGUUGUUAUGGCGCCCACUCGUGAGCUUGCUCAGCAGAUUGAGGAUGAGACUAUGAAGUUUGCUCAUUACAUGGGCAUUAAAGUUGUGUCCAUUGUUGGUGGGCAGUCUAUUGAAGAACAGGGUUUUAAGAUUAGACAAGGGUGUGAGGUUGUUAUUGCUACACCGGGUCGUUUGAUUGAUUGCUUGGAAAGGCGUUAUGCUGUUUUAAAUCAGUGUAACUAUGUUGUUCUUGAUGAGGCUGAUCGAAUGAUUGAUAUGGGUUUUGAGCCACAAGUUGUGGGUGUGUUGGAUGCUAUGCCUUCGAGUAAUUUGAAACCCGAGAAUGAGGAUGAAGAGCUUGAUGAGAAAAGGAUUUAUAGAACAACUUAUAUGUUUAGUGCUACUAUGCCCCCUGCUGUUGAGCGUCUCGCGAGGAAGUACUUGCGAAAUCCUGUUGUUGUUACUAUUGGUACUGCUGGAAAAGCUACUGAGUUGAUCACCCAGAAUGUGGUUAUGACUAAGGAAUCUGAGAAGUUGAAUAGAUUGCAGAGGUUGCUUGACGAGCUCGGUGAUAAGACUGCUAUUGUUUUUGUUAACACCAAGAAGAAUGCUGAUCAUGUGGCAAAGAAUUUGGAUAGGUCGGGCUAUCGUGUGACAACUUUGCACGGUGGAAAAUCACAGGAACAGAGAGAAAUAAGCCUCGAAGGGUUUCGAACCAAGAGAUAUAACGUACUUGUUGCCACAGAUGUUGCUGGGCGUGGUAUUGACAUACCUGAUGUGGCUCAUGUCAUUAACUAUGACAUGCCAGGAAAUAUUGAGAUGUACACUCAUCGUAUUGGGCGUACUGGUCGUGCAGGAAAGACUGGGGUUGCUUCAACGUUCUUGACUAUGCACGAUACUGAUGUCUUUUACGACCUCAAGCAAAUGCUCAUUUCGAGUAACAGUCCUGUCCCACAUGAACUGGCAAAACACGAGGCCUCGAAGUUCAAGCCGGGAAGCAUUCCCGAUAGACCACCUAGGCGUAAUGACACUGUUUUUGCUCAUUGAGAAGGCUUUGGAAUUUAACGAGUCACCAGUGAUUUUUAGUGGAUUAUACAUCUAUGCUUAUUGUUUCAAGCAAGGAACUGAUACUGCUCUGAAAGUGGAGCAAACAUGACAAAUUGAAUGUUGAGAUAUAAACAUUACUAGACGUAAUGAUUCGUCAUUCCUCAUGAUUGUGAGUAUGAAUCCUUGCAGCUAAGCUAACUCACUAACUUAUUUCUCUCAUUCAAGCUUGUUUUACUUGCUUAUGUAAAUAUGUUGUAGUAGUAUUAGCAUCAUUCUACAACCUGAGAACUUUUGUUUCAGCUCUUAAAGAUUUUAUACAUUGUGAAAAGAUUUGUUCUUUUCUUUCUGGUUUAGGUUAGUUGGAAAAUAAUUUCUCAUCCACAUUUUUAUAGUUUAAAAUAAAAACUGUCUUCAGU
This is a messenger RNA of Cannabis sativa, 2797 nucleotides long. Its product is annotated as DEAD-box ATP-dependent RNA helicase 21. The coding region runs from base 162 to 2381 and encodes 739 amino acids. The record is from RefSeq and is a predicted model, not a curated record. NCBI's taxonomy places the organism in Eukaryota, Viridiplantae, Streptophyta, Magnoliopsida, Rosales, Cannabaceae. Gene Ontology annotation, biological process: mRNA splicing, via spliceosome. The transcript has 2 exons. Gene Ontology annotation, molecular function: RNA binding; RNA helicase activity; ATP binding. Gene Ontology annotation, cellular component: catalytic step 2 spliceosome.